AUGGCCGCUCUUGCUACCACCGAACACAUCGAGGCGUCAAUCUCCGCUGAGCCUUCCACCUCUACGGCAGAGUCGACUCCCUCGACCUCCUCUACCGGGGCGGACACUGCCUCGACAACUCCUUCUACUCCCGCCGAGCCCUCCGACUUCCACCUCGAUAUCAAGUAUGUCGACUCGCGAUACAAGGAAGAUCCCGAGGGAUGGGAAAACGAAGACACCCCAAACGCGGGCGAUGUCGCCGCUGAGCUCGUUCAGCCUCUCGGGAUGGAGACGAGCGACGAGUCGUGGGACGGCUACUGCUUUGUUGUCGUCCGCAAGCACCCUACGCCUGAAGAGAAGGCGAACGGGAACCGCCAAAUCAGGUUCGAGAUCGUCCUCAAGAGCCGGUAUCUUGUCCAGGCCUGUCAAGAGGUCAUGGGUGACCUCCCUGGGAUCUCAUGGACAUCACAGCCUGUCACGCUCCGACCUCAGCUACUCCUGACCUUCUUCCCCAAACUCGAGGCGUACGAGAAGGAGCAAGCCCAAAAGUCAUCGCUCGAGGAGACCGAGGAGCGCAUGCUCGCCUCCAUUCGCGUCCUCACCAGCUAUCUCCGCCAAAACUACCGCCAGACGCUGACACGCAUCGCGAGCCUCCUCUCGAACGGCGAGAUCACCUUCGACCUCCUCUACGCCGUCCUCGUCCCGGGAACCGUAAUCGUCAGGCGAGACGCCGUCACGCGCGAGAUCCGAGCAUUACGGCUCCGCUCUGCUACUAAGGGCGUCAACUCGUGUGGGCAGCCCUUGUACUCUGUCGACUGCGAGGGUCUCGAAGCGUCUGGCGCGGAUGCCGACACUGACGGGGAAGACGGCAUCGGCUGGACGGACGAGGACAAAAGCACGGUUCGGUUCGGGUACACGCGGAGCGUCACGAACAUCCGCCACUUCACCGGCGUCGAGAAGAUCUCCACGCUCAGCCUGUUCCCGCUCCAGUACCACCCCGACGCGGGGCGUGUGCGGGAGGCGCUCCUCGAGCGUGCGCGCAAGUGGGCGGCGCUUUCGAGUGUGCAUCACAUGCACUUCAAGGGGACCGCGGCGCGGCGCGAGUGGGUGCAGAACGAGCUUGUUAUUCGGAGGUUCACCGUCAAGUCGCGGAUCAUGAUCGACAAGGGUAACUUUGAGAGGAAUGAUCCCAACUAUGAUCCCCCGGCUCCUGAACGAAUGCUCCCUCUUGUCAGCGGCAAGUCGGGUGUAGAGUCACUAUCGGACGACGAUGCGCUCCUUGCCAGCCCCGUCCUCUAUGGGUACAGCUUCUCCGACAAGCUCUGGUUCGAGUUCUCCGUGAGCCACGUCUCCGAGAUCGAGUGGAACGACGAAGCGUUCACAGGCCUCAUCCUCCCCUCCGAGCGCAAGUCCCUGCUCCUCUCGCUCAUCGAGGCGAACGGCAAGCUCAACGAGAGCGCCGCCUUCGACGACUUCGUCCGCGGCAAGGGCCAGGGCCUCGUCAUCAACCUCUUCGGCCCGCCCGGGGUGGGCAAGACGAUGUCCGCCGAGGCGACGUCCGAGCACCUCCGGCGCCCGCUCUUCGUCAUCGGCAGCGGCGACCUCGGCACCACCGCGUCCGAGCUCGACGACAAGCUCGAGACCACGUUCACGAUCGCGGCGUGCUGGAACGCGGUGCUGCUGAUCGACGAGGCGGACGUGUUCCUCGAGCAGCGCUCGCUGCACGACAUGGAGCGCAACGCGAUGGUCGCCGUCUUCCUCCGCCACGUCGAGUACUACCGCGGCAUCCUCUUCCUCACCACGAACCGGAUCACGACCUUCGACGAGGCCUUCCUGUCGCGCAUCCACGUCGCGCUCCACUUCGCGGAGCUCUCUGCCGCGACGAAGCGCGCGAUCUGGGCCGCGUUCCUCGCCAAGAUCGGGCUCGCGCAGGGAAAGGUGGACGACGCGCGGCUCGACAGGCUCGCGGCGCGCGACAUCAACGGGCGGCAGAUCAAGAACGCGUGCCGGACGGCGACGUCGCUCGCGCUGUCCCGCGGCGAGACGGUCGGGUACGGGCACCUGCAGGAGGCGCUGGACGCCAUGGAGGAGUUCGUAACCGAGUUCACGGCGCUGCAGUCGGCGGAGAAGAAGGCCGCAUGA
Messenger RNA from Epithele typhae, 2121 nucleotides. RefSeq names its product P-loop containing nucleoside triphosphate hydrolase protein. The transcript is spliced from 4 exons. Gene Ontology annotation, molecular function: ATP binding; ATP hydrolysis activity. The record is from RefSeq and is a predicted model, not a curated record. Bases 1 to 2121 code for a protein of 706 amino acids. NCBI's taxonomy places the organism in Eukaryota, Fungi, Basidiomycota, Agaricomycetes, Polyporales, Epitheliaceae.